UUGUAUUCGAAACCGCUUCGAACCUUGGCGUUGCAGCAGUUAAUGGAUUUAUUGUCCUGGCAUCGGUGCGUGGGAUUUGUCUGUGGUAAUCAUGGAUAAGAUACUGAUUGGUGUACUUAUUUGUGAUCAUAAUGAGAGCACAAAAGUUUUGCUCUUCAGGAAGCUAAGGGAAUAUGUUAAUAAACUGGACGACACAGACUUCUUUAAAGAUGCUGUAUUGUUCUGUUUUGAGUGCCUUCAUGAAAAAGCCAACUACUCGGAGUCUUUUUUUAUUGAGAUUAAUGGGCUUCUUGCCUGCAUUGAAACCCAUCUUUCGGAUAUCGCCGUAUUAUACCUCUCUCAGAAGAUUAUUGAUUCCUUCGACCGAUUUUUAGACCCUUCAUUUCCGAAAUUAUUGUUAGUUUAUGUGAAGAAACUUCUAAGGCGUCAUGUCUUAAUUUGCCUGAGAUCAACUGUGAAAGAACCAGGAAACCUUCUUCCAUUGAAUUCGGGGCUUUAUUCUGUUUUAAAAUGCAGACUUCUGGAGAAUGACAAACAGUUGUGUCUAAAUAUUCAGUAUGCUCUUGAUAACAUAUCAAGUCAAAAGGCAGCUGCUUAUGAUCUCUGUGAUAAAAUGUAUAUAGAUCUUUUGUCCAAUAUGUUCCAGAUGUUACUUACUCUAUGUUCUCAAGUAUUUUUGGAAAAUCUCCACUGUAAUUCCUUGGAAGUUGAACUUGCCCAGUCUUUAUCACGCUCAUUAAUUGUAUUUGUAACACAACCAAGACUUUCCAACAGUUCUUCUUUAAAUUCAUGUGUACUUACAGAGCACAUCAAUUCAUUAGUGCAGGAUAUUCUUGUUGAUACUAAUAGUGAUCAUCAUCAUAUUCCCGUUGCCUGCAUUCUGUCUGAACUGCAGCACUUCUGCUCUAACAACGCACUGUUGACAGAAAGUGUCUGUAGAUUCAUUGAUCAACUCAGUCAAUGUCGCAUCAGUACUAUUGAGUCCUGCUUUGUGGUAUUACGACGUUUGACCGCAUGGCUGGCUUGGACAGAAAUGACUACACACCGAUGUGCUUUAGACAUAUGGCUUAUCGGAUUCCAGUGUGAAAUGCUCAGAAGAUUUUCUCCGAAUAAGUCACAGUUGUUUGCCACUUACUGGUCAGAAUUCAUUAGCUGGCAGCUUAAAUUUCUUCUUGAACUUAUGGAACGUGUGAUAUUUCCACAUGAGUCAACCGUAAACGCGUUAACCUUUUUCAUUCUUUAUAGAGAGGGAAGGCAUGAUAAAUGUGCUUAUGAUAUCGUUUCUUAUAUAGCUCCUAUUUUGAAUAAAAUGAUUUGCAUGUAUGUCGAUGACCCUUCAAAUGAGCACUACAAAGACAUUUUACUCAGAAUGUACGCUACGUCACGACUUCUGGACGCUAUGGUUAGCGCUGAAGAUGAUCAUACAUCUAGGAAUUUUCUUCAAAAAACCAACUGCCUGACUGACUUAUUGGAGAAGUUUCACAAUCAAUUCAUCGAUGAAAAUGAUGUUGAUGUAUGGAGCUCUCGGUCAAAAAUUUAUAGUCUGGAGGCAUUAGUAAAGUUUGCAUCUCAAGCUGGAAUUCGUAUUCGGAAUAUUUGGGAGCGUUGGGAUAUAACUUCAUCUAUUCGGUUAAGAAACACUUAUUCAGGUGCUGCACAAAAAGCAAAUCGUUCAGUUACUGGCUAUAGUGGUCUUUUGAAUGUAGGCAAUACCUGUUAUGCAAAUGCUGCUUUACAACUACUUUAUCACUGCUCAGAAUUCCGUAAUGCUUUACUUGGAUUUCACAAACCAGAUACAUUGACCAGCACAGCUGUAACUUCUUGCUCCUCACUUUCAAAUUUCAACUUGUCAAAUAACUUAAUUUUGCCAGUUUCACAUCCCGUUGAAGGUGCAUGGCCAUCAGAUAGUGAAAAGUUACCAGUUGGAAAUCAAGGAAUUUUACAUGCUCAUCUGUUUUCACUUUUUCGUUCUCUUGAUACACACCAAAUUCCAACUGUUCGUGAUUUACGAGCUGUAUUAACGCUUACUAAACCAGCACAUUUUGUAUCUGGUGAACAACAGGAUGCAGCUGAAUACUUGAACUACUUGUUAGAUCGCUUACAUGAAGAAGAGUUACAUUGCCAAAGACAAAGAAGUUUGUCUCUGAAUUCUUAUAGCGAUUCAUCCACUUUAACACCUGAUGCAACCGUCGAUUCGUCUUCAGUCAACAUAAAAAAUGCUGUCGAAAAUGCUUCCUUUGCUUACAGUACACAUACACAGUCAUACUCGACUGAGUCUACAGAAAAAGUCGAUACCAGUUCUUCGACUAAUUCUACUGGUUCUUCAUCUUCAAUUGUUGCACGUCUUUUUGGAGGUACACUGUUAAGGCAUACUUCUUGUGUUGAAUGUCAACAUGUCUCUAGUUCUAGACAAGAACAGUUUACUUGUUUAUAUGUUCCACUAACAAAGCCGAAAGAAUUAUUGUAUCAAGAUCAAACACCCAACGAGGAUCUAAGCUUCGUAAAUGAUAUUCCUGAAUCAAAUGACUCCGAUAUAUUGGAUGAUGAAAUUGUUGAACCUGGUACAGAUUUGUCUAGUCUAAUACAAUCUCAUUUUACACAAAUAGAACAUGUGGCAUCAUCAACACAAUGUGAAUCAUGCGGUAAGCGUACAAUUCAAGCGAGAAGUUUGAAACUACAACAUUUAUCCUCUCAUGUAUUAAUAUGCUUAAACUUAUUCAGAUAUUGUCGAGUGAAACAGACUUGUUCAAAAAUUAUGCAUCGUGUACGUAUACCAGAGCGUUUAUCAGUUACUGUGUCUUCUUCUCCUGCUUCUGCUUCGUCGAACACAGAAACUUAUGGAUAUAAUAACAUUUCUACAUCGAAUGAUGAUUCUAGUAAAUCGAAAUGCAAUUCACGUACAUAUAGUCUACAGGCAAUGAUUUUACACAGUGGUCUAUCAAUAAGUUGUGGUCAUUAUACAUGUGUGGCUAAGGUUGGUAUGCAGUGGAUAUUGUUCGAUGAUGACAAUGCUGAUUAUACAACAUUAGAAGAUGUCUAUUCUGAGCCUUUAGCUACACCAUAUCUUUUAUUGUACAGUCAGACUUAAUAGUAGUAUAACUUUCUUUAUGUAAUAAUUUCAACUUCUUCUUUCUCCCGUAGUUUGCUCUCAUUAAAAUAUAUUUUAUCGGCAUUUUUGUUUUCAAAACAAACAUUUACAGUCAUUCAACUAACAGAGGUUUCUUUUUUCUGGAUUUUUUUGUCUGAAAAUUGGAUAUAUGCAUUGUAUUUUUUUUCCAAAAUAUACUUAAUCAAGUAGUAAAUAUGAACACAAUUCACGGGAAUUGAUGAGAUAUUUUCUUGCAAUGUAGCUAGCUUUAUUUUUUCUGAAUUUUGUUCGGUUUUUCAACAGUACUGUGAAUAAUUAAUUGAGUGAUCAAGGUCGAAAGGUUUGUCAAGUUAUCA
Molecule: messenger RNA, 3444 nt
Organism: Heterobilharzia americana
Lineage: Eukaryota; Metazoa; Platyhelminthes; Trematoda; Strigeidida; Schistosomatidae
Source: the annotation of a GenBank genome assembly